Messenger RNA from Leptomonas pyrrhocoris, 1167 nucleotides. RefSeq names its product putative lipase. The record is from RefSeq and is a predicted model, not a curated record. The coding region runs from base 1 to 1167 and encodes 388 amino acids. NCBI's taxonomy places the organism in Eukaryota, Euglenozoa, Kinetoplastea, Trypanosomatida, Trypanosomatidae. Gene Ontology annotation, biological process: lipid metabolic process. The transcript has a single exon.
AUGAAGCCGCCGCUCACCUCUGCACUGGUGGUGAGGACAUGCGUGUGCACCACCCUCGUCCUCGUUCUUCUCUUCAGCAGCCUGGCCAUCUUCGCACCUCUUUACUUUCACCCUUUGCCAGGGAACCACACCACCACCACCACCCCGGCGUUCCCCGAUGCAUCGCCCACCGCUGUUGUGUACAACAUUUCUAAUUCCUGGCGGGCCCUGCACUUCUGCAAGUCGGCGUACUGCCCGGUGGACGCCGUGGUGAAUUGGAGCUGCGGCAGCGCGUGCGGCAACGCCACGACGGACUUCCACGUCUUCAACGUCUACGAAAAUGCCUCGACCGGCAACUCGGGCUUCAGUGGGAUGGACCACGAGGCGGGCAAGAUCGUCGUGGCCUUCCGCGGCACCGCCAACACGGCGAACUGGAUUCAAGACCUCGACUUCUGGUCGAUGCCGUACCCACACCCCGCCUGCGGGGAGCUCUGCGCCAUUCACCGCGGCUUCUACAAGGCCUACGACAGCAUGCGAGAACAGCUGCUUCAGGAUGUGCUGGCCAUGCACGCCCAGUACCCCACCUACAGUCUCUUCAUCACUGGCCACUCACUCGGCGGCGCCAUAGCGGUGUUGUCUGCGAUUGAGUUCACCACGUGGAACCUGCCACGGACACACUCACCCCUCGCGGACAACCUCUCCGUCAGCGCAGCCGUGCCAACGGGCGUCACCGCUGCCGACGAUCCAGCGCACUUGAUGCCGGUGGAGCUCUACACCUUCGGUGAGCCGCGUGUCGGCAACGUGUACUUCACGAAUUGGUCCACCUCUGUCCUGUCGCAGGAACGGCAGUUCCGCGUCACCCAUGCACGCGAUCCGGUGCCGCACCUGCCGCCGCGCUCCUGGGGCUACCUGCACGUCCCACAGGAGCACUGGUACCCUGCAGAUGACAGCGUGUAUAUGCGGUGCGCCGAUCGCAGCGAUGCCGAGGACCCGGCGUGCAGCAACAGCGUCUACUCCACGACCGUGUCGGAUCACCUGCUCUACCUCGGCACCUGCACCCGGUGUUCGUGUAAUGCGGCGACGAUGGAGGAGAUCUACAACUACACGCUGAGCCCCGAGGUAGAGGCGCUUCUUGCGACGGAGUACCUGAUCGACCACACGCCACCGGCAGCAGUGCAUUCUCGGUGA